This is a messenger RNA of Rubroshorea leprosula, 1101 nucleotides long. The record is from the annotation of a GenBank genome assembly. NCBI's taxonomy places the organism in Eukaryota, Viridiplantae, Streptophyta, Magnoliopsida, Malvales, Dipterocarpaceae.
GUCAUGGACCCCUCUGAUUUUCAGCCACGUCAGAUUUCUUCUUCCUCUUUCAUUUUCUCUCUCCUUUACCUUUCCUUUUCCCUUACCUUUGCAAACCCAAGCUCUGGGUUUUCUCAAACGACGAAGAAGCAAGUGAUGAUCGUUGUCGUCGACGACAAGGAGCAUAGUGCCUACGCGCUGGAGUGGAUGCUCGAUACCUUUGCAAACCCAGGCUUUGGGUUUUCUCAAACGACGGAGAAGCAAGUGAUGAUCAUCGCCGUCGACGACAACCAGCACAGCGGCUACGCGCAGGAGUGGACACUCGAUCACUUCUUCGUAUCUCUAGUUGAUAGUGCCUUGUUUAAGCUCAUCAUUGUUCACACCAAACCUUCUGUUACUAUUGCUGUCAGCCUUCUUCUUCUUCUCUCAAACCCAGAUCUGGGUUUUUCUCAAACGGAAGCUGCGGUUCUGCUACUUCAAUUUGGUCCUGCAGAAUUGGGGCGCAAAUUUCUGUAGCCCUAGAGGAAACUGCCACCUGUUAGUUUCUCACCGCCGGCUACUGGGACUAUUGCAAAAAAAAAAAAAAAAUAGCUGACCGCGAAGGCUAAAGAGAUUCUCGUCUUCCUAAUUUAAAACAGGAGGAUGGUCGCAGUUUCAGAGCCUAAGGAGCUUAAAACCAUGAUUUUUAGUGUCUACGGCUCAAUAAGCUUCUUCCAUUUCUGUUAAUUAAUAUGAUAUUUUUCUUGAAAAUUUGUUUAUGUAAUGUUUUGUUUGGUUGCCUAGAAAACUUGGGAAAAGUGACAGAAAUGGAAGCUUUUUGAUAUUGAGUUUUUUAAGCAUGAAAGGAGAAAAUGUACAGUGUAUUUUCAAUCCUGCUCUUGAAUUAGUAUAAUUUUACAGUUCUUGGUUGUCUGAGUAACCAUAUCAACAGGAGGGUUUUAUAUUCAGAGUUGAAUUUUCUUUUCAUUUUUCGCAUUUCCUUUGUUCUCAAUUCCAGUUUUUUUUUUUUUUUUCUGUUAACAUGUUUAUAUUUUAGUUGUUUGAUUUUGGUUAAUAUUUGAAACUUUAUGUGUGUCUUGAAUCUCUUGGAAUGUGGUAUCUUAAUCAAACUCUGACAUGAAU